UGUGCUUCAAACGUUCAAAAAUCUUUUGCCUUAUUCCAUACGAUCUUACUAAUUACCUCAUUCAUGGCCGCCAUGGCUUCUUCCGUCGACAUCACUAUGCAUCAACACUCUUUGUCUUCGUUGAAUUCUCACUUCUUUCUCGUUGAUUACUCGUUUGUUUCCUUCCUCUCUUCUUAUAUAUAUAUAAACAAAAAAAAUCUCACUUCGGUUCUUAAUUAUAUAUGUGCUGCAACCAAAAAUCUUGUGAAUAUACAUUUCAAGGAUUAAUUGUCAGUAAAUCAGCUCAAAGAUGGAUCGAAGUUACAACAACUAUAAUAACUCAAUGGGAAAAUCUCAAAUUGUAGAUGUAAGCAGCAAGGUGAUGUUGGCAUCGAUUAUUAUUCUGUUUUUGAUCAUAGUACUAGUUAUAGUUCUUCAUUUCUAUGCUAAAUGGUACUGGAGACGGCGAAUCGGCAACCAAAACGGUGGUACGCUGCGUCGUCGUUUCGUAUUUACACCAAGUCAAGAUCAGAAUGUCACAUUCCGGCAAGGGCUUGCGGCUUCGGUUGUGACAGCACUCCCUAUUGUUACAUUCAGUUCUACUGAAUUCAAAGAUGGACUUGAAUGUGCAGUGUGUCUUUCUGAGGUUGAAGAAGGCGAAAAAGCUCGGGUUCUGCCAAAAUGCAAUCACGGGUUUCAUGUUGAUUGUAUUGAUAUGUGGUUUCAGUCACAUUCUACUUGUCCUCUCUGUAGAAAUCCUGUUUCGGUGGAAUCAGCAUCACCAUCUCCGGUAGAUUCAAGUGAUAUAGAAUCUCAGUCAUCACCGGUAAAUUCCGGGAACAACAACAACAAUGGGUUGUUGUCAGUUGAAGCAAAUCCGAGUUAUCCAACUAAUGUCAUGUUUUGGGGGAACCAAACUCGUGUGAGCACCAGAGAUUCCGGCGAAGAAGAAACUUCAUCGUCGUCUGAUUCCUCUUCACCUAGUUUAAGACCGGAUAGACCGUUGGUUAUCGACAUACCCGACAGACUAAGUCAUGGUUUUUCAUUCUCAUCACCACCUACUACUCCCUCUUCAGCAGGAAGGAGAGUUUCCGAGAAUGAUAUGAAGUCGCCGGUAAGCUCAAGGUUUAAGUCAUUAUGUAAACUGUUGAGCAGGGAGAAGAGAGUUGUCCCGAGUAGUCCUAGUGUUGAUAUUGAACAAGGAGAAGUAGUAGGGAGCUCAAAAAUGUCUUCUCCGGCCGGUUAUGCGAUUGGUACUAGUACUACCACCGGUAAGGAACGGUCGCCGUCCCCGGAGGAGAUGAACAACAACUUCUGAGAGAUAUGAUUGCAUCAAAAUUUCUUUCAUUUUUUUUAAAAAUCUACUGAGGUGAAGUGAAAAGAAUUCCACCCACUUAUAAAUUCAUCAAUUCAAAUUUUCGUGUUUAUAUUAGGAACUUCAUAGUUCGCAAUACUGUAAAAGUGAUUAUUACGUUUCUCAUUGGCCGGAACCUUAAAAAAUAAAAAUUGUAUAAAAAGAUUUAGCUGCA
Papaver somniferum (opium poppy) is the source of this 1508-nucleotide messenger RNA. RefSeq names its product RING-H2 finger protein ATL3-like. The coding region runs from base 290 to 1297 and encodes 335 amino acids. NCBI's taxonomy places the organism in Eukaryota, Viridiplantae, Streptophyta, Magnoliopsida, Ranunculales, Papaveraceae. The record is from RefSeq and is a predicted model, not a curated record. The transcript has a single exon.